Molecule: messenger RNA, 789 nt
Organism: Rotaria sp. Silwood2
Lineage: Eukaryota; Metazoa; Rotifera; Eurotatoria; Philodinida; Philodinidae
Source: the annotation of a GenBank genome assembly
AUGGAUACAUUUUAUCAGGGUUCACAAUUUGCUAGAGAUUGGUUAUUAGCAUUUACUCGUGGGAAAUUGAAUGUAAAAUUUGAUACUGUCUUUUCUGCUGUUAUUCGUCGCUUAAAACUGGUAGGACACGAUGAACAAGAAAGAACUGUUAAUGAUAUUGUGAGUGAACUAUAUCCUAUUAAAGAACAAACUUCGCAAAAGAAAAAAUUGGAAAAAAUGACAAAACUGCAAGAUUGCUGUGCCAAAUUAUACACAAAGCCAUGUUUUCUCCACAGUGUUGCUAAUGGUGCAUUACGUUCUAAUGAUCGAGCUAAACUCGAUGCAUUAGGUCCAUUUUGUUAUCUUGUUUACAAUUACAUUGGCCGCCAUAAUAAUCAAAGUAUAUCAUUUCGACGUCGUCUUCUACAAUUAAUUCGUGUUAGGGACACGCAACCAAUGAUUCUGUAUCGUGGUGAUUAUGUUUGUUCUGAAACGUUGGAAGAAUAUAAACAAGCAGCUGGAAGAGAAGACAAAUAUUUUAGAUGGCGUCCAUUUGUAUCGAGUUCACUCGAUCGAGAUGUUGCCAGAAAUUUUGGACACAAUGUUCUCUACAUUAUCGAGCUACAACAAUAUUUAUCUAGUAAUCAAUUUACAUACUUAAGUAACAAUUCAUAUAUUGAGAGUAAAGAAGAAAUAUUAUUGAAGCCUGGAACACGAUUUCAAGUAAUCAAAGUAGAAUCUGAUUGUCGAUUAAAACGUGAAUUAGUCUAUAUCAAGAUUAUUCCAUCGUUUGUAUCCAAUUUGAGAUAA